Molecule: messenger RNA, 2150 nt
Organism: Aaosphaeria arxii CBS 175.79
Lineage: Eukaryota; Fungi; Ascomycota; Dothideomycetes; Pleosporales
Product: P-loop containing nucleoside triphosphate hydrolase protein
Exons: 1
Coding region: 96-2033 (645 amino acids)
Molecular function (GO): RNA helicase activity; ATP binding; nucleic acid binding
Source: RefSeq, a predicted model, not a curated record
UAAAGUAUUAGCCAUCGCUGGAUCGUCGAUGAUCACCACCCUUCCUCUGAAACACAAUCUCCCACACCCUCGUUCGCCCUUCUGAAAUCUCUACUAUGCUACGUCGCGCCACUCGCGCGUGUCCUUUCUGCGAGGUCAACAGUCUUCUCGUCCGACCUCCAGUACUUCAACCCGCCAACCAACAGGUACGGCUCUAUGCGCAAUUGCAGAGAGAUCGCUCGAGCAAUAAGCAUGGCUCCUCCGACCAACGAUUCUCAACCCCCCGGCCGUCCUUCAAUCGCUCCCGCGACAAGCAUCGACCCUCUCGCAUGGUCCUCUCCGACACCGUCGACCGUCCUGCUACUCGACCCGAAGGCAAACCAGCAAGAAAAAAGCGUGAGCCCUUCUCGUACCUCAACAAGACCCGUGUGCCACGGGACCUAGAGCAGGAACAGGAGAGAAAUGGCCAGGCUUCCAGCAGGGGUUCCUUCCAGAGCCGGCGCCGCGAGGACGGGAAGCGGAGAGGAAAGCCAGAUGCAUACCAUGCGCUGAAAAUGCAAAAGGGCUUACAAGAGAUACCAUAUGGGUCAAGGUCCGCCAUCAAGAGGAAGAUUGAGCAAGUGGAUUCGUUUGAAGGCCUACCUUUCCUCGACACGCUGCAAGAAGCCAUCAAGGACGCACUCCCAGGCCUCGAAUAUCGCAUUCCUACACCUGCCCAGGCCGUCGCUAUCCCCGCACUGCUAGGCUUAGAAGCAAAGAGGAGGACCAGGAACCCGGCUCAGAAAGAAGCUUUGGAAUCAUACUUGCUGGCAGCAGAGACGGGAUCUGGCAAAACCCUUGCCUACCUCCUCCCGACGAUCGAUGCCAUCAAGAGAGCCGAGGCCGUUGAAGCGGAGGAGAAGGAACGCGAGGAGGCAGAGCUGGCUGCGGCCAAAGAGUUGGAUAAAAGGGACGAUAUCUUCGCUCUCGAGUCUCCGCCGACCACGAAUGCCGUGGAUCCUGCUCGUCCGCGAGCCAUCAUUCUCGUCCCCACGGCCGAACUGGUUGCUCAAGUCGGAGCCGUCGCAAAGUCCCUGUCGCAUACCGUUAAGUUCAGAGCAGCUCCAAUUUCGGCCAAGAACACUGCCACCGUCAUCAGGAACAGGCUGUUCAACGAAAAUGGCGUAGACAUGAUCAUCUGCACACCUCCGCUAUUGUCGAGCAUCGCCGAGAGCAACCCCAACAUCCUGAGCCGUGUCAGUCACCUGAUCAUCGACGAGGCCGAUUCGCUCCUCGACCGCUCUUUCAAGCCGUUCACUACCGGAAUCCUCGACAGGGCAACCCCUUCUCUCAAGAAGCUCGUCCUGUGCUCUGCCACCAUCCCUCGCUACCUGGACAAAUACCUCGCGGAACGAUACCCAUCCAUGAAGCGCCUCGUAACUCCCAAUCUGCACGCCAUCCCCCGCCGUGUCCAGCUAGGCGUCGUCGACGUCAACAAGGACCCCUACCGAGGAAAUAAGAUGCUCGCAUGUGCCGACACCAUCUGGCAGAUUGGCAAAGCGAGCGGGGACUACGACCCGGCCGAAGGCAAAGAGAUAUCCCAGACCAAGCGCAUCCUCGUCUUCGUCAACGAACGCGAAGAAACCGAGACAGUCGCCCAAUACCUCGUUAAGAAAGGCAUCGACGCCCUCGCCUUCCACCGCGACACCGACCCCAGCCGACAGGCAAAGACCCUCGCAAGCUUCACCGGAACCGAGAAACCCACCACCACCUCCUCCUCCACCGACGACAAACCCAACCCCCCCGCUCCAGCCGACAAGAACAAGCGCCAGCUCGCCAACACCAAAGUCAUCGUCACAACGGACCUGGGCUCCCGCGGCAUCGACACCGUGUCCGUCCGGCACGUCAUCCUCUACGACGUCCCCCACACCACCAUCGACUUCAUCCACCGGCUCGGCCGCACGGGGCGAAUGGGCAGACGCGGCCGGGGCAUCGUGCUCGUCGGCGCUGGCGACCGUGCAGACGUCGUGAAGGAGGUCAGGGACGCUAUGUUCAGAGGCGAGGCGCUGAUCUAAACAGCGUUGAACAUCAUUUAACGCAUUGUAUAUCAUGUAUGAAUAGCAUAUUUUGUACGAUAGAAAGACCACUUUACAUACACAUAGACAAGACUAGAUGAGAUGAGAUAAGAUAAC